Messenger RNA from Penicillium oxalicum, 2634 nucleotides. Its product is annotated as putative DNA mismatch repair protein. Gene Ontology annotation, biological process: mismatch repair. The record is from RefSeq and is a predicted model, not a curated record. Gene Ontology annotation, molecular function: mismatched DNA binding; ATP hydrolysis activity; ATP binding. The transcript has 3 exons. Bases 1 to 2634 code for a protein of 877 amino acids. Gene Ontology annotation, cellular component: MutLalpha complex. Lineage: Eukaryota; Fungi; Ascomycota; Eurotiomycetes; Eurotiales; Aspergillaceae.
AUGCCCAUUGAGCCGCUUCCCCAGGCAACGAUUCGAGCAAUUGGCUCCACUUCAGUCAUCUCGGAUCCUUGUUCAGUCGUGAAGGAGCUUUUGGACAAUGCAUUAGAUGCUUCGGCUUCAUCUGUAUCUGUGGAGAUUUCCCCAAACACCGUGGACACCAUUCAAGUAAAAGAUAAUGGCCACGGUGUACCAGUGGAGGACCAUCCGUUUGUCUGCAAGCACGCCUUUACAAGCAAAAUUUCAACCAUUGACGAUUUGAAAAAUGUCGGUGGUACGACUCUGGGAUUCCGAGGUGAAGCGCUUGCCAGCAUUGCUGAGAUGUCGGGCGGCAUUUUAUUUGUGACUCGCACUGCAUCAAGCAUGGUUGGGUCUCAACAAGAGUAUGGGAGAAAAGGAGAGCUCAUCAGGUCUCAAAAAACUGCACACCCGGUUGGGAGUACUGUCCGUGUUCGGGACUUUCUGAAGCAUAUUCCAGUACGAAGACAGGGUGUGCUGAAAGGGAGUGUCAAAUGUCUCGGCAGAAUAAAGAAGCUUCUCCAAGACUACUCCUUGGCUCAGCCUUCCAAGCGAUUUUCACUGAAGGUACUUCGAGCCAAAAACGAGAAUCACAAUUGGUCCUUCAUACCUGGGCCAACUCCGACUUUGGUCAAUGCGGCGAUCAAAGUUAUUGGGCACGAUGCGGCUACUUCUUGUACGACCGAGGAGAUCUCGAUGCCGGCAGAAAUCCAGACAGAUAGGACCCCCGACCGGAAUUUCUUCAAGAUCAUGGCUCUUCUUCCGAAAGUCGGCGCAGAUGCUUCGAAGAUCAGGAACAAGGGCCAAUUUGUCAGUAUAGAUGGUCGACCACUUUCUACCAACAGAGGUUUUGGGCACGAGGUUGUCAAGUUAUUCAAGACCUUUAUUCGUGCCGCUUGGACACUAUCCGAUGAUUCUUCCAAGUCAACAAACGAUCCGUUUCUUUGUGUUCACAUAACCUGCCCUCCGGGCAGCUAUGAUGUGAAUAUUGAGCCGGGCAAGGAUGACGUGCUGCUGGAAGAUCGAGAAGUCUUGCUUGAUCUGAUCGAGAAGAUUUUGACGAAGCAUUACGGUGUGCUACCGAAUCCUCCGACCCAAAAACAGUCCAAAAAAGCAGCAGAUUCUCUACCCCGAGACGAGCAGAACGGGUUUUCUUUACUCAUGGCCCGGAAGCCCCCGACUACUACAAACGAACACUCCAAUCUAGGUGGUCAGUCCCGCAACCAAGUAUCUGUACCUUUGAUAUCGCGGCAGUCUCUGAUAUCUGCUGGCCUUCCAUCGCCCGAAAGUACGCCGAAUGAUCAGCACCGACGCCGAAAUGGCCAUACAGAUACGCCGACCAGCUCUUCCAGCUUGCGCCCAGUCACUUCAUGGUACAUGUCUGUUGGGCAAUUCCCCUCCGCGGCUGAGAACGGCGUGGAACCAGUGUCUAUUUCUCGGGAGGCAGUAAGCGCUCUAGCAUCGGGAAAAGGUCGAAAAUUCUUAACACAACCUCGAAAUCAACCCAAGCAACGUCAUGACCCGGAAACGAAUGUGCAUUCUAGACUUACACCAGUGAGUCCGUUGAGUCGCCGCCCAAACUCGCCACUGAUGCGGGAACAAAAUCACAGCCCCCAUUCCGCAGAUGCAUCUAGAAAGGCAGUUAGGGCAAGAGACAAGGAGCGCUAUGGCAAUGGCGCCCUCGACACAUGGUUUCAGCGGCUUAACCAAACAUCGCUCAGCCAAAAUUCAGUAGAAACUCAGAAUGAACCUGAAACCCCUGAACUCUCGCUUUCUGAACUUGCGGAAGCGAGGUUUAAUCCGUCAAUCGAUCUGUCCGGCAACAGUGCCUUCGUGGAAAGACGCCAGCAAGCUGACCCCACAAGUCCUGCGGAGGAACAGCGUGUGAAUUUACAACAGUCGCCAGAAGCUCCACCAGUCAGCUGCACUCAGGCAAGGCCUAUGAACAGCGGUCGUGGAUACCCUGUUCUAGAAAACUGGGCUGCCAGUGUUCACGAAGGAUUUGUUCCGGCGAGCUCUCUCGAUUUGGAACAGGCACUGGACUUUGAGAGGCGCAAACGAGAAGUCAACAGGAGGAGUCGAACACGUUCCCUUCGGCCUGGCACUUCCACAAGAACCUCGUCAUCGGCACGACUUGAAAGCGAUCGGGAUCCUCACGCCGAGAUAACAAACGUUGCAGUGCAGAAAGCCUUUGACACUAAUUCCGUAACUCCUCUCUCGGCGAAGGAUCCAAGGGCUUACCUUAUCUACCAUCAAAGCGAUCAGGGAGUAAACCGUCGAGUGCGAACGAGCAAGUUGCCUUUGGAGAGAGUGACCGAAGAGGAUAUGCUCUUCAACAAGUCAGUCAUCCUGAAAGCACAAGUCUCAGAACUUCAGAGGGCUUUCCAUGCCAUCGCUUUCAAUGAUGGAUAUACUCGAAAGAAAGACGAGACUGACGGACUGUCGCCCUCAAAUUUUACUGAUCAGCACUUGUCCUUGAAUAGAAGACUUGUUGAACUUGUCAGUCAGAAUUUUCGAACAGACGAAGGCUCUAGACUUGACUAUUUGCAGAUCGAUAUUGCUACCAUCCUAGCGGAUCAUGAGAAACGCACCCAUGUACUGGAAGCCCAGAAAGUAUAG